AGAACUUUCACGACUCCACCCUUCAUUUUCACAAUUUCACUUGCAACACUUUGAAGACGUGACGCCAAAUCAGAAUGACUGGUGCAUCGGCUCUAGAUCCACCGGCUUUCGUGCGUCUUCUGAAUCGCUUAUUCCGGCAAUGUGGAUUAUUUGUGGCCGACAACGACAAAGCUGUCCUCAUUGUGACCUUACUUCUCACCGCCUUCUGUUCAUCGAAAAUAUGUUUCACGAAACAGGAGGACGACAUCAAGACAGGAUACACUCCUGUCGGAGCCCGGUCACUUGAUGAAAUCGAAGUGUUCUCUGAUUUCUUUGCUUCCACGGGAGAUCCAAUUGCAGUUUUCCUGUUCAUAACUGCAAAGGAUAACUCAUCAAUGGCUGAUUAUAAUACUAUGAAAGAAGUUGUCGAUAUUAUGGAUUAUGUUGGAAGUAACUUGACUCAUAAAGGAGAGUCUUUCUAUACAUUGUGCACUGAUUUCUGCCAAAUUAAUGAACCCGUUAGGCAGUACUAUAAUGGUCUUGCAAUGAAGCAACAAAACCUAUCUGAAGUUGGAUCUCGUUUCCAACUAACCUUCCCAAUGAUGCAAGUUCUUGGUAAAGAGCUUGAUCUGAGCCCAAAUUUCUUUGGUGUCAAAACUGAUGAAGAUGGAAAUGUCGAAUAUGUAAAGAUUAUUAUGCUUCAAAUAAGAGCAAAUAUUCCAAAUGACUGGAAAAAAGAAGAUGCUGCAGAAUAUGAGCGUAUGAUUUCUCAAUAUUUCCAUUUUAAAUACGAUUCAACGCAUGUUACUCCACUUGCAAUGAGUUUAACUUACACCGGAGAUGAAGUUGUUCGUACUGGCCUUACCAUCUUUCCAUUUAUUGGUGUUGGAUUUAUCAUUAUGACUACUUUCUCGAUUAUCACUAUCUACUAUAGUAGCUCUCGUCUUGAUCAAUGGAGUGUUCAUAAAGUAUCUGAAGCAAUUCUUGCGUGUGUCUGCCCACUUCUUGCCACUUCAUCUGCUCUUGGAACUCUUUUCUGGUUUGGUUUCAGAUUUGGAACUAUUCUUUGUGUAACACCGUUUUUGAUUUUGGCCAUUGGUGUUGAUGAUGCUUAUCUUCAAGUUCAUGCUUGCAUGCGUUUGACAGCGGAAGAUAGUUCAAUGACGAAGAGAGAAAAAAUUGCUCGAAUGCUUGUCGAGGUUGGACCAUCAAUUGCAAUUACCUCGAUGACUAAUCUCUUUGCUUUCCUCGUCGGAAUCUACACUCCAACACCUGAAAUUUCUCUUUUCUGUGCUGGAAAUGCUGUUGCUAUCCUUUUCGAUUUCAUCUAUCAAAUCACAAUGUACACUGCCAUCCUCUCCAUUUGUGAGAACCUGGAAAUGAGAAAGAAUGCCACGAAGCGAAAGGAUUCUGGAUUGAGCUUCAAAAAUGAGCAGUUCACCGUAAUGUUGGAUAGCUAUUGUGAUUGGGUUGCCAAUGCCUACACACAUUUGCUUGUUCUUUUCUGCUUCAUUGUCUAUAUUUUUGUUUCCAUUCGUGGAGCAUUGAAUAUUAAUAUCAUCUUAUCACCAGAUAAAUUGGUGAUAGGAGAUUCUCCAUUGCUUCAAGUCAACUAUUUGAGAGAUCAAUUUGUUCUUCCAAAUUAUACAACCGUUAAUAUAUUUGUGCAAAAUCCAGGAAAUCUGACAAUACAAUCCAACCUCGAUUACAUGAAUUCUCUUUUCGACAGUUUCGAAUCCUACCCAGAAUGUCUUGGAAAGAAAUUCAGUCACUAUUUUGUCAGAGAUUAUGAAUCAUUCCGUGAAUCGUCUCUGGAAGAAAUGGAAAUGAUGGAAGACGAAGAAGGAGAUACCAAUAAAACAGCUCUUGAGCCAUUCUCCAAAGCUGCAAUGUCAGAAUUUCUUGCAUGGCCAGAGUUCCAACAUUGGAAUGGAUUUGUGAAGUUUGACAAGAAUGGAAUGCUCUCAAAGUACUGGGCAACUGUAUCUUAUCAUGGAGAAGGACUUGGAGAUUUUCAAGUGAGAAGAAGAAUGUUGAAUAGGUGGAGAGCUACAGCCGAUCAGUUUGCUCCUUUGAAUGUUUCAAUUUUUGAUGAUUAUGCUCCAUUUGUUGAUACACUUGAAACAAUUCUUCCGGCAACAAUCUCGACAUCUGUUUGCACUCUCAUAUGUAUGAUGAUCGUCUGUUUCUUGUUCAUGUACAACGUCUUCACCGUUUUUGUAGCGACCUUGGCCAUCACCUCUAUUUGCAUAGGUGUGUUCGGAUUUCUAUCAAUGUGGGGAAUCGAUUUGGAUCCAAUAUCGAUGGCUUGCUUAAUCAUGAGUAUUGGAUUUUCGGUGGAUUUCCCUGCUCAUAUUACAUUCCAUUAUUUUAGAGAAGGACUUCAUGAUCCACAAUCAACACCAGCAAAGAGAGUUGCAAGAUCCCUCGCCGCUAUAGGAUUUCCACUUUUACAAUGUGGUUUAUCAACGAUUCUAUUCGUUCUUUGCUUACUUUUUGUUCCAACCUAUAUGGGCGAAGUUUUCGUGAAGACAAUGAUCCUUGUGGUGACACUGGGUCUCAUCCAUGGGCUUUUUAUUGUUCCUGCAUUCCUAUGUGCUUUCACAGCGAUACAUCAAACUUGCUUCUCAUCUUCAAGAGUUGCUCAUUCACAGUCAUUUUCGUCGCUUGCCAAACUGUUUUCAUGGAGGAUUUCCCCAUCAACAAGUGACAACAAAAUCUCAGCAUAAACUCAACAGUCACCUCAUAACCGUUUUCACUUUCUCCCCAACGGGUUUUGACUAUAAUCCAAUUGUUUUUCUGUUUUCCACCAUUUCUCCGAUCUCUUUCCAUAUAGUUUUUUUCCAGAAGUUUCCGCCGUUUUCCAGUGUUUACUUUCACAAAUACGAGUCUUCCUGUUUCCAUUUCUCUCAUUUGUCUCUUUACAUUGAUUUUUGUUUAAAAAAUAAAACUGAAAUAAAACUAAUCAUGAAUCA
This is a messenger RNA of Caenorhabditis elegans, 2954 nucleotides long. It is a transcript of the gene ptr-14, whose product is annotated as SSD domain-containing protein. Gene Ontology annotation, biological process: transmembrane transport. The record is from RefSeq and is marked reviewed. Gene Ontology annotation, molecular function: transmembrane transporter activity. NCBI's taxonomy places the organism in Eukaryota, Metazoa, Nematoda, Chromadorea, Rhabditida, Rhabditidae. The transcript has 10 exons. The coding region runs from base 75 to 2708 and encodes 877 amino acids. Gene Ontology annotation, cellular component: membrane; plasma membrane.